GCCAUUUGUAACGAAUCAUUGUACAAGCCAGCAGCUAAAUUAAACGGGGCUUCAAACAUUAAAUCAUAGACGUUGUCCAUUGUGAUGAUUAAAUACUACAAAUAGAACAAGUUCUUAUUUAGUCACUCAUUUUCAAGUGUUAUUUAAGGUACAGUAGCAAUGGAGCUUACACGUGCAAAAUUAUCAUUUGUUGUUGCAUUAAUUGCAUUACUCCUGUACUCAUUCAAUGUGAAGGACACCAAACGUACAGUUGAUCAUAUAAACUCGACUUAUGAUUACAUAAUUGUCGGCGGUGGUUCCGCUGGAUGCGUGCUAGCAGCUCGAUUAUCGGAAGACUCUAACAAUAGGGUGUUGUUACUAGAAGCGGGUGGAGAAGAGACGGGAAAUGCCAACAUACAAAUUCCAGCCGCCGCACUGAGUCUCUGGAAGAGUCAAUGGGACUGGGCAUAUCGCACGACACCUCAGAAGAACUCGGGAUUCGCGUCUGAAGGUGACGACAAUCGCCACUUGUGGCCAAGAGGGAAAGUUCUCGGUGGUUCCAGCAGUAUAAAUAUGAUGCAGUAUGUUAGAGGAAGUCGUCAUGACUAUGAUGAAUGGAAAGAGGAAGGAUGUGAUGGAUGGGGAUAUGAAGAUGUUCUGCCGUACUUCCUGAAAUCUGAAGAUAUACGUAUUGACGAUCUUAAGGACUCACGAUACCACAAUACUGGCGGACCUCUUGUUGUUAUAAAGGAUACUUCUAUUCCCAUUUGGAAGCGUUUUGUGGAUGCAGGAAAGGAAUUGGGUUAUAAAGAAAUCGACUACAAUGGUGAAAACCAAAUCGGAUUUGGGGGCAGCCAGGUAAAUAUAAAACACGGAGCACGCGGAAGCACUGUGGUCCAAUUCUUACGGCCAGCAAUGCACAGAACAAAUCUACACGUAUGUGUUGAUGCUCAUGUAACGAAGGUGUUAAUUGAAGACAAAAUAGCAAGAGGCGUCUCGUUCGUUAAGAAUAAUAAAAAGCAAACAGUGUAUGCAGAAAAGGAGGUUAUUCUUUCAGCAGGAGCAAUUGGAUCACCUCAGAUACUGAUGUUAUCUGGCGUUGGACCUCGAGCACACUUAGAAGGUUUAAAUAUACCAGUUGUUAUCGACCUACCCGUCGGGCAGAACAUGGAAGACCACGUUUAUGCUUUCACACCAGCAACAAUGAACUCUUCGGAAGGAUUUACUGGACCGAAAGCCGAGUCUUUUUCAUCUAUGGCAAAAUACCUUUUGUUUGGGAAAGGUCCAUUAACCAUGUCGGGGGAUGUGGGAUCAGCUUUUAUAAAGUCUUCCAAAUGUAAAACGAAAUACCCUGAUACACAGUUUCAUUUAUUUGCCACACUUCCAUUGUUAGAAAUGGCUCAUUAUUCGCCAACGAGUGGUGUUGGGUUAUUGCCUGACGAGUGGACAGACGGUUUUCUUAUUAUAAAUAUGAUACUUCAUCCAAGGAGUACAGGCUUUGUGAUGCUGGAGAGCGACGACCCGUUUGACUAUCCGGCCAUUGAUCCUAAUUAUUUUGAAAAUGAGGAAGAUGUCCAACAAAUGAUAGAAAUCAUGCGGAAAGGCAUGCAGCUGUUAAAAACCAAACCAUUUGCAGAAAUUGGGACUCAAGUAGACAGAUUGAACGUUCCAGUGUGUAGUCAUUUUAGUUUUCUCUCCGAUGAACAUUUGAAAUGUUACAUACAGCAUUUUGCUGUAACUGGUUAUCAUCCAACCUCCACAUGUAGAAUGGGCUCAUCAAAUGAUCCAAACUCUGUCGUAGAUCCUCAACUGCGCGUCAAAGGCAUCAGAAACCUACGAGUGGCAGAUGCUUCCGUUAUGCCACAUGUCACUUCCGGCAACACAAAUGCCCCGACUAUCAUGAUUGCGGAAAAGGCUGCAGAUAUAAUCAGAGGAAUCGACAGUGUGGCAAAACUACGCAAAAAAAUAAAAUCUACUGAAUAGUGUUUGUGUCAAAUGGUAAGUUUGGCUGCAAGGACACCUACAACAUGCGAAUGUAACAAUGCUGAAUAAAUACCAUUUUGGGAAUAAUCUUAAUUGGAAGAAGCACAAUCAUACCGGAAAAUUAAUGGAAUUGUCAUAUUCUUGUACACAGUAACGUAUGUGGUGUUUAUAGGCAAAAUAUAGACAUGAGGCAAUGUGAAAAUGUGUGCAUAUCCCGGUUAUGUUUUGUGUUGUGAUAAUCAUGUCGUUAAAAUUUCAUACAUUUUAAUUUAUGAUUUCACGUAUCAGAGUAUUUGGCUGUUGAUACGAAUUUGAAAUAAGAAAAAAAACACGCAAGAAAUUGAAAGAGAUUGAUGAUGCAUAGUUAAAUAUGAUUCGUAUCACCAGAGCAGGCAUGAUCUUGUUAAUGAUAUAAAACAUAUUCAGGUGAAGCUUUGGACCUUGAUAAUGAUUCAAUUUAUAUAUAAGUUAAGUCUUACCCUUGUCAGUGUGUGUGCGUGCGUGCGUGCGUGCGUCACAGUUUAUUACUAUACAAUCAGUGGUUUGCAUGUUGAUUUUCAAUAUGAACGAGUAUUCAUUACUUCGUUUUACAUAAACGCAUACUAUUGACAUUGUCAACUUUAGGAUACAUUCGUGUGUAGUUGUUUAUAAAGCAUAUUAAACCAAAUGUUCAGUAAACUAAAAACGUUA
Mya arenaria is the source of this 2652-nucleotide messenger RNA. Its product is annotated as alcohol dehydrogenase [acceptor]-like. Lineage: Eukaryota; Metazoa; Mollusca; Bivalvia; Myida; Myidae. The transcript is spliced from 3 exons. The record is from RefSeq and is a predicted model, not a curated record. Gene Ontology annotation, molecular function: oxidoreductase activity, acting on CH-OH group of donors; flavin adenine dinucleotide binding. Bases 160 to 1962 code for a protein of 600 amino acids.